AUGGGUAGUUUGGCAUAUGUACCGGCAGCUGAGAUACCAGUAGCUAUUGAUGUUCAGGCCUUGGCUAAUCAGUUUGUUAGAUUGGCUGUUUUGGAGUCUAGUCGAGUUCUUGCUGGUGUGGUCACUGUACAACACAGUGAUGCUGAGGAAGUUUCUAUUGGAGUGAGGGUGUUCUGCAGAUGUAGGGCCGGCUAUGUGUACCCAAUGUGGAUGGGUUACGUGGUGACUACCUAUUCUUCGGAACAGCUGGCUCAGUUCUAUAUCUGCGAGAUUGUCAGACUUAAUGACGUGCCAAUAGCUCAUUAUGAGGCCAUAUAUGGGAGGCGAUACCGUUAUCUAGUUUGUUGGUUUGAGACGGGCAAGGCUAGAUUAUUGGGCAGAAAUUUGGUUCGAGAUGCCUUGGAGAAGGUCAAGUUAAUCCAGGAUCGGCUUCGUAUAGCACAAUCUAGGCAGAAUAUUUAUGCGAAUCAGAAUGUUCGUGAUGUAGAAUUUAUUGUUGGAGAGAGGGUUUUGCUCCACGUUUUACUCAUGAAGGGUGUGAUGAGGUUCGGGAAAAGGGGAAAGUUGAUCCCUUGGUAUAUCGGUUCUUUUGAGAUCCUUGAGAGAGUAGGGGAGGUAUCCCACAAGCUUGCAUUGCUACCUAGCUUAUCUGUAGUCCACCCGAUGUUCCAUGUUUCCAUGCUCCGGAAGUAUCAAGGUGAUCCAUCCCAUGUUUUAGAUUUAAGCUCAAUCCAAGGACAAUGA
Messenger RNA from Nicotiana attenuata, 744 nucleotides. RefSeq lists its product as uncharacterized. NCBI's taxonomy places the organism in Eukaryota, Viridiplantae, Streptophyta, Magnoliopsida, Solanales, Solanaceae. Bases 1 to 744 code for a protein of 247 amino acids. The transcript is spliced from 4 exons. The record is from RefSeq and is a predicted model, not a curated record.